AUGAAGAACCAAACCACCCUUUUCCUCCUCUCAAUCAUCUCCUAUCUCCUCAUCGCCACACACGCAAGAAACCAAAUCCCCACCGGAGAAUCAUGGGUCCGUACCGCCGUCCGAGGCAGCGAGAGCAUCGCAAAGCUCCAUUUCUACGUCCACGACGUCCGAGCCGGCGUUGACGCCACCUUAUACCGCGUGGCCAACGCCUCCAUCACCGACACCUCCCCCACCAGCUUCGGCCUGGUCAACGUCUUCGACGACCUCGCCACGGCGGAUCCAGACAUCACCGCCCCGCAAAUCGCCCGGGUGCAGGGCACCACCGCCUCCUCGGGGCUCGAAAUCCAGGCCGUGACCAUCAACAUGAACUUCUACAUAACGUCGGGAGAGUUCAGCGGGAGCACGGUGACCAUUGCCGGAAGGAAUCCGGUGAGAGAGGCGUCGCGCGAGCUGUCUAUUAUCGGAGGCACCGGCGUCUUCCGAUCCGCCCGGGGACAUGCCAUUACGACUACUUAUUUGCACGAUCCGGAGGCGAACUAUAGCAUUCUCGAGUACACGCUUUAUGUAACCUACACCAACGAGUCACUCUGGAUUGAUAUGUGA
Molecule: messenger RNA, 594 nt
Organism: Salvia hispanica
Lineage: Eukaryota; Viridiplantae; Streptophyta; Magnoliopsida; Lamiales; Lamiaceae
Source: RefSeq, a predicted model, not a curated record